UUACGAAGGUGGUUGAUUGCCAUUAUGGCCAAAUGGGUGGUCAAACAAUCACUCCUUGCAUUACAAGUCACUUUUUUUUUUUUUUUUGUCAUAAUAAAGUUAUUGCAGUGGAUCUUAAUCCAAUCGAUUUAUCUUUGUUAGUAAAGCUUAGUUAUAUUUGUUGCAAUAAUUGCUGCCAUAUUUUUCAUUAUAUGAGUCAUAUCAAAGGAUAAAAAAUUCUUAAUCGUAUCAGAAAUGAAGAUCAUCAUGUCACUUGUCAACAUAAUUUAUAUGCAAUUAAUUGGGUAGGUAGAGCGAAAACUUAUGGUUUAAAUUGUUUAUAUCUAGUUUUUUUAGUAAAGAAAAUCGUAAUCUAAAAGUAUGAUUAAUAAAUAAAUUCACCACAUCUAGUGAUUAACUGUAAUUAUGUUCAAGGAACAAGUCCUACAAGACACCAACUAUCAACCUUACGACUUGUUUGAGUUGAAGUUUAUCAUUUAACGUAUAUAUAAAUAUGUAUAUAUAAAAAUUAUUCUACAUAUUUGUUCAAAAAUUUGGAAUACAUUUUCAUACGCGGUGAAAGACUUGAACGUAAAUGGGUUUUCUUGUGCCCAAUAACUUGUUUUACCAACUUCCAAAAAAUCUGAAUAUUCCUUCAUAAACUAUCUUUUUCUUUUUUCUUUUUUGAUGAAAUCAUAAACUAUCUUCUUCUUCGUCUGUCGCUUUUAACGAAGACUUGAACGGAAAUAUUUGUGAUCUUCUACUCUGAAGUCUUCUAAGGAGGACAAGAUCAAAGUUCUGAGCUUUGUUAGUACCAGCCCCUUCACGGUCAAUAUUAUUCGGUAUAUGUAUUCGGAGGACAUUGGCUCGGGAAAACAGAGGCCAUUGAAUUUUGAUAUCGCCAAAACUCAAAGCUCUGAUCUUUUCCUCAUUCCCUUCCCCGGAUGAUUGGAUUUCUGUCCUGUUAAACCCACCAUCUCUGUUUCUGACAAACCCAGAAACAGAAAUAACCCAAAAAACAGAGGAGGAAAAGAAAGAUGACAACCAAAAUCCAAAUCCUCCUACUCUCGAUCCUCCUCCUCCCCACAAUUUCCUUAGCAAUGGUGAACAUAAUAUCACCAGGCUCAACCCUUAACGCCUCCAACACAAACCAAGCCUGGUCCUCCCCAAACGGCACAUUUUCACUCGGCUUCAUCCCCAUCAACCCCCCUACCUCUCCACCGACCUUCCUAGCCGCCAUUGUUUACUCUGGAGGUAUCCCCAUCUGGUCCGCAGGCACCAUUCCCGUCGACUCUGCUGCCUACCUCCAACUCCAUCCCACAGAAGGCAACCUCCGGCUCGUCAGCGGCUCUGGCCAUACCGUCUGGGACUCUGCCACCGCCAACCUCGGUGUCUCCUCCGCCUCCCUCGACGACUACGGCAACCUUGUCCUCACGAGAAAUGGGACCAUCCAGGUCUGGGCUUCUUUCGAACACCCAACCGACACCGUCGUGCCGGGGCAGAAAUUUUCAACUCGUCACGUUUUGCGAAAUGGGUUGUACUCGUUUCGUCUUCUUAGUAAUGGUACUGUUAAUCUCAAGUGGAAUGACAGUACUGCAUAUUGGAGUCGAGGUACUUUUAAUUCUUCGAAUAACAGAACUUCGCCUACUUUAGGAUUACAGCCCACUGGUAUUUUGUCGGUUUCAGAUCCCACGUUGACUAGGGGGGCUAUAAUGGCUUAUAGUAAUGAUUAUAAUCAAUCAGGUGAGAUCUUCAGGUUCUUGAGGUUAGAUAGUGAUGGGAAUUUGAGGAUUUAUGGCUCUGAUAAAGGGAGUGGGAUUCAAACUGUGAGAUGGGUAGCUGUUGAGGAUCAAUGCAGAGUUUUUGGGUUCUGUGGGAACAUGGGAAUCUGUAGUUAUAGCGGUAAGAAUCCCAUUUGUAGGUGCCCCUCUCAGAAUUUCGAGCUGCUUGAUCCAAAAGAUAGCAGAAAAGGGUGUAAGAGGAAGGUGGCGACUGAGGAUUGUGCGGGGAAUUUGACCAUGUUGACAAUGGAACAUACUCUGUUCUUAACGUUUCCUCCUCAGAGUCUAUUUGCCGUCGAGGGCUCCGAGAUCUUUAUGGUGGGUAUAUCCUCUUGUAGGAUGAGUUGCCUAGUCAAUCCUACUUGUGAUGCUUCGACUAUAUUGUCAGAUGGGGGUGGCAUGUGCUACUACAAGAUGCCGGGUUUUAUCUCCGGGUAUACUAAUCCGGCACUCCCCAGCACUUCAUAUGUCAAGGUCUGCUCACCGGCGGUCCCAAACGCAUCGCCUUCUAUGCGGAGCGACGGUUGGAGGAUGCAUGCUUGGGCAUUAGCUAUGGUGGUUAUCGGGACCAUCUUGGGUUUGAUUGCCUUGGAGGGUAGUUUAUGGUGGUGGUGUUGUAGAAGCAGCCGCAAAAUCGGAGGAUUGUCUUUGUCAGCCAAAUAUGCUCUUAUUGAAUAUGCUUCUGGUGCUCCGGUCGAGUUCUCAUAUAGGGAGCUCCGGCGCUUAACCAAGGAGUUCAAGGAGAAGCUUGGAAGCGGAGGAUUUGGAGCUGUGUACAGAGGGGUUCUUGCUGACAGAACAGUUGUUGCGGUGAAGCGAGUCGAGGGGAUUGAGGAGGGAGAGAGGCAGUUUAGAAUGGUUGUUUCAACUCUAAGUUGCACCCACCAUUUGAAUUUGGUGAGAUUGAUUGGUUUUUGCUGUGAAAGGAGCCACAGGCUUUUGGUAUAUGAGUUCAUGCAAAACAAGUCCCUUGACAAUUUUCUUUUCCAAACAGAUGAUAAGCCGGGGAAAUUGCUGAAUUGGGAGACUCGGUUUAACAUUGCCCUUGGCACUGCGAGGGGCAUCACUUACCUUCACGAUGAGUGCCCUGAAAGCAUAAUCCAUUGCGACAUAAAACCUGAAAACAUUCUCCUGGAUAAGAACUAUUCUGCAAAAGUAUCAGAUUUUGGUCUUGCAAAGGUUGCUACUUUAAAGGACCAUAUAGAUUAUUUGGCACCAGAAUGGGUGCAGGAAAAUGCUGCAAUAACUUCAAAAGCCGAUGUUUACAGUUAUGGUAUGGUUUUGUUGGAGACAGUGAGUGGGAGAAGGAAUAUGGAAGUAUCUGCAGAAACGAAUUGGAAAGUAUUGUGGGCUUGGGCGUAUGAAGAGUUUGAGAAGGGUAAUGUGGUGGGAAUUGUUGACAGAAGGCUGGGUGGGCAAGAGGUGGAUGUGGAGCAAGUAAUGAGAGCCAUUAAAGUAAGCUUUUGGUGCAUCCAGGAGCAGCCAUCAGAGAGGCCAAGAAUGGGAAAAGUGGUGCACAUGCUAGAAGGCAUCACAGAGAUUCAUAGGCCGCCUCCCCCAAAGGCCCUCAAUACUCUGCUACCUACUGCAACCAUACUAAAUUGAAGAGCAUCAAAUCAACUUUCUUUCUUUAUCACAAUCAAUUGGUUUUUCGUUCUCUGUUUUUUUUUUUUUUUUUUCCUAAUCAAAGCGGGAGA
Molecule: messenger RNA, 3457 nt
Organism: Corylus avellana
Lineage: Eukaryota; Viridiplantae; Streptophyta; Magnoliopsida; Fagales; Betulaceae
Product: G-type lectin S-receptor-like serine/threonine-protein kinase At1g34300
Biological process (GO): protein phosphorylation; recognition of pollen
Molecular function (GO): protein serine/threonine kinase activity; ATP binding
Source: RefSeq, a predicted model, not a curated record